AUGCACAAUUGGCUUAGAACAGGACGGUUGUUGGCCAAAACAACAAGUAAUAAUAUUGAUGAGACUGUGGCGUCUUCAUCAACAAAUAAUAAUAUUGAUGAGACUGUGGCGUCUUCAUCAACAAUAGAAUCUCAACAAGUUAUAUUGAAAGAUGUUAUUCCUAGUUGUUCGAUUACUAAUGUCAUGGAAAAUAAUUCUCAUAGUAAUAUUUCGGAAAAAAGUAUAGUUGUACCUGAAAUUAUUGAGUUAAAACCUUCAAAAAAGAGAAAAUACGAUGAAUCCUACCUUCAAUUUGGAUUUAUUCCUGUUGGUACUGCAAAAAGACCUGAUGGACAAUGUGUUAUUUGUAAUGUAAUUCUUCAGAACAGUUCUUUGGCACCUGCAAAACUUAAACGACACCUCGAAACCAACCAUCCAAAUUUGAUGAACAAGGAAAUGGGCUAUUUUAAAAAACGUAAAGAAGAACAUAAUAGCAGCUUGUCUGCCUUACAUAAAUACGCGAAAAACGACAGUGAAAAUGCAACAGAAGCAUCAUUUAUUUUGAGUUACAGCAUUGCUCGUGCUGGUAAACCACAUACAAUUGCUGAGUCUCUAAUUAAACCAUGUAUGACUGAAAUAGUUCGCUGCAUGAUUGGAGAAGAGGCUGCUAAGAAAAUUGCAACUGUUCAAUGCUCCAACAACACUAUAUCUGAUCGGAUACAUAAAAUAUCGGACCAUAUUGAAGAUCAACUAAUAAACAGGUUGAACAGUUGUAACAUGUUUGCUAUUCAACUUGACGAAAGUACUGACGUUGCUGGACUUUCAAUACUGCUUGUUUUCGUGAGGUAUAUUUUUGAAACAUCUAUCGAAGAAGAUUUAUUGCUCUGUACUCCUUUGGACACAAAUACCACAGGUGAAGAAAUUUUUAAAGUCAUCGAUAGUUAUAUGAAUAAACAUCAGGUUGAUUGGGUUAAAUGUAUCGAUGUAUGUAGUGAUGGAGCUGCAGCUAUGGUUGGAAAAAUUAAAGGAACCGUGACAAGAAUAAAAAAUGUCGCACCAAAAUGUCACAGUAGUCAUUGCGUUUUACAUCGCCACGCUCUUGUUAGUAAGAAAAUGCCAUUGGAGUUAAAACAAGUUCUUAACGAGGCUGUAUGUAUUGUAAACUAUAUUAAGAGUCGUCCACUCCAGUCUAGACUUUUUAAAAAAGUAUGUGAAGAAAUGGGUAGUCAGCAUUAUUCACUUCUUCUUCACACUGAAGUCAGAUGGCUUUCAAGAGGAAAGGUUCUAAGUAGGUUGUUUGAACUGCGCGAUGAUUUAAAGAUUUUUUUUUCGGGACAAAAUCUGUCUAUAUCUAUGAGUUAUGUCGAGUUAUUACAUGAUGACCAAUGGCUUAUAAAAUUAGCUUAUCUCGCAGACAUAUUCAGUAAACUGAAUGAAGUUAACAAGUCUUUGCAAGGAAAAACAAUAACAACAUUCGUGGUCAGAGACAAAAAUAUAGCAUUUAGAAACAAACUUAACUUUUGGAUUGCAUGUGUAAAUGAGAAUAAUUUUGAAUGUUUUCCUCUCUUGAUGGAUUUUUUAAAGGAAAACGAAUCGCAGCUAACAACUAAUAUUAAAAAAAUUGUUAUCGAACAUUUGGAAAACCUCGAAAAAUCAUUGUCUCAGUAUUUUCCUGCUACUAAUAAUGACGUUGAUUGGAUACAAAAUCCUUUUGUGAACAAAAAAAAACCUGCAAUGUCAUCCAUGCUCGAAUAUGAGCAGUUAAUUGAAAUUAAAAGCAUGUCACAUUUAAAACAGAAAUUUGAAUCUGGAUCUUUAAACGAAUUUUGGAUUGAACUUAAGGACGAGUACCCAUCUCUAGUUGAAAAAGCUAUUUUUACUCUAUUACCUUUCGAGGUGGAUGUGGUGGUGGUUGGAUGUAGUGGUGGUCGUGGUGGCGACGGCGGCGGCGGUGGAGGCGGUGGUGGAGGCGAUGGUGGUGGCGGUGGCGGUGGCGGAGGUGGCGGUGGCAGUGAUGGGCAAGUUGCUAGGUUUUAA
Messenger RNA from Metopolophium dirhodum (rose-grain aphid), 2016 nucleotides. Its product is annotated as zinc finger BED domain-containing protein 5-like. The record is from RefSeq and is a predicted model, not a curated record. Lineage: Eukaryota; Metazoa; Arthropoda; Insecta; Hemiptera; Aphididae. The transcript is spliced from 3 exons. Gene Ontology annotation, molecular function: DNA binding. Bases 1 to 2016 code for a protein of 671 amino acids.